Messenger RNA from Cavenderia fasciculata, 1638 nucleotides. RefSeq lists its product as uncharacterized. The record is from RefSeq and is a predicted model, not a curated record. Bases 1 to 1638 code for a protein of 545 amino acids. NCBI's taxonomy places the organism in Eukaryota, Evosea, Eumycetozoa, Acytosteliales, Cavenderiaceae. The transcript is spliced from 3 exons.
AUGGAUAGUAUAAUAGAAGUAAAUAAAGAUGGGAAGAAUAAUAAUAAUAAUAAUGUAAAUAUACCAAGAGAAAUAAUAUUAGAUAUCAUUCAAGAUAUUGUAAAGAGUUUACAGUAUAAUCGAAACAAUCAUUUGUUACCAUCAGAACAUAUCAAUGAACAAGAUAUAAAAGAUCAACAACAAAAACAACUAGAACAACAACUUCAACAACUACAAGAGAAACAACAACGACAACAACAAGAGGAAAAUGAUCUAGUCGACGAAUCAUCCUCAAAUAAUAACCAACAACAAAAUCAAAAGGAUGACGACCAAUACAUGAAUAUAAACAGUCCCAAGAAAUUUAAAUUGGAUAGUGAUACAAUCAAUCAAUCAAUAUUUAAUAAUUUACAAUUACAAAAAGAUAAAUUGGAUUUACUCAAUAAUGAUAACAUUAAUGAUCAAUCACAACAACAACAACCUGUACAGAACAACACCAACAAUAACAAUAACAGAAAUGAUAGAAUCAUACAUUUUACACAAGAGAAAAUGAUUAUAAACCAAGAAACUAAAUUGGAAAAUACUGUAACUAUAUGGCAACCAAGAGUAUUAAAACAAGUAAAGAAUGAUAGUUGUGGAUAUUAUAGUUUAUUUAAUGGUAUAUCAUUUUAUAAUGCAUGUAGAGCAGAGGAUAUGGAUCAUUCAAUUGAAUAUUUAAAUAGGAUGCUUUGUCGACCGCUGUUUUGGCAUAUUUAUACGAUAUCGAUGAACUUGCUCAUUGACAAGGCACGUAUGAAAAAGAAGGCUUACUAUCCAUGGAAUGAAAAGUAUAUCCAAAAGGGUGUGAUGGAACGUUGUUAUAUUGAUUAUUUGUUGACCAGUGACAAUGUGCUAUCCAAGCAACAGUACCCUAUCACGGUUCUACCAGACUGGGCCAUAGACUCUUUGCGAAACAACCGACUUGGACUACAAGAGAUCAAAGAGUUGCAAGAGAUUAGUCACCGAUUCAAGACACGUGAUUCGUAUGCACAUAUUUUCAUGGUGGGUGUUGCCGUACACUGGAUAUCAAUUGUCAUUAGUAAACAUGUUACAGGAGACGUUGAGAUUGUUCUCAUGGACAGUCGUAACCAUAAUCUACUCGGUGGCACAGACACAGAGUUUCAAGCCAUCGUCGACAAGCAUCCUGAAGUACCCGAACGUCUUAGAAAGGGGUAUUUCCUCUCUUUACACGAUCCCAAACCCAUUGUCCAUAUCCUUCGUGACUGUAUCAUUGGUUCCAAGGAUAUUGGCAAGACUCUGGUAGACAUUAAUCUCACUGGGUUCCUUGAAAAUUACUACACCUAUGUCAAUCCACUCGAAUCGCUUUCACUUCACGAAUCCAUCAAUAUCAAAGAUAUCACAUUGGUACAAUUAAUUCAUUGGCUUGAAGAUUAUUGGCCUCCCUCUGUUAUUGAACAUAAUAUUUGUCAAGUAUUGGAUAGUAUUAUUCAAAACAAUGAGGAUAUGAUAAAGUAUUUUGAUGUUACAUUGAUUGAAUCAUUUUCAAAGUGGACCAAAGAGGUAUCAUCACAUUCCUUGGAGAUGUCAGAGAUUGUUUUAUUGAAACGAUUCUCUGUUACUGUUCAAUGGUUCACAGGCAAGUUUGCAUUAAAAUCUGAUUAG